Molecule: messenger RNA, 1302 nt
Organism: Paracoccidioides lutzii Pb01
Product: vacuolar protein sorting-associated protein
Exons: 4
Coding region: 1-1302 (433 amino acids)
Biological process (GO): vacuole organization; endosomal transport
Molecular function (GO): ATP binding; ATP hydrolysis activity
Source: RefSeq, a predicted model, not a curated record
AUGAGCAAUACAGAUUUCCUCGGACGGGCUAUAGAUACCGUGAAAAAGGCCAUCGAACAUGACAACGCCGGCGAAUAUGAGAAAGCUUACCAGACCUACUACUCCGCCCUCGAGCUCUUUAUGCUCGCCUUGAAAUGGGAAAAGAACCCGAAGUCGAAGGAGAUGAUCCGUGCAAAGACAGGGGAAUAUAUGGAAAGAGCUGAAAAACUGAAAAAUCAUCUCGCGGGGAAUGAUAAUCGGAAAAAACCCAGUGCUGUUGGAGCGAAUGGUAAAGUCGCGCAUGGCAGUGGGAAGGGAGCGAAAGACGACGACGACGAAGACGCUGAUGCGAAAAAACUACGAGGUGCCCUAGCGGGAUCUAUAUUAUCUGAUAAACCCAACGUGAAAUGGGAUGAUGUUGCUGGACUCGACGGAGCUAAGGAAGCGCUCAAAGAGGCUGUUAUUUUGCCCAUGAAGUUUCCCCAUCUUUUCACAGGUCAAAGACAGCCCUGGAAGGCUAUAUUACUCUACGGACCACCGGGCACUGGCAAGUCAUAUCUAGCCAAGGCAGUGGCUACAGAAGCCAACAGCACUUUUUUCAGCGUGAGCAGUAGUGAUCUAGUGUCCAAAUGGAUGGGUGAGAGUGAAAGGCUCGUUAAACAAUUAUUUAACAUGGCACGGGAAAACAGACCAGCAAUCAUCUUCAUAGAUGAGGUAGAUGCUCUCUGUGGUCCCCGUGGUGAAGGAGAGUCAGAAGCCUCCCGUCGAAUAAAAACCGAAUUGCUCGUGCAAAUGCAAGGUGUUGGCAAAGAUUCUGACGGAAUACUAGUUCUCGGAGCCACGAAUAUUCCAUGGCAACUAGAUAUGGCCAUCAGGCGAAGAUUCCAACGAAGAGUCCACAUCGGUCUGCCAGACCUGGCUGCGAGGAUGAAGAUGUUCAUGCUAAAUGUCGGAAGCACCCCGUGCCAAUUGACGAAUGCCGAUUAUCGACAACUCGCCGAGAUGAGUGAGGGAUAUUCUGGUAGCGAUAUCAGUGUCGUUGUCCAAGAUGCGCUCAUGCAACCUAUCCGCAAAAUUCAAACAGCAACCCACUACAAAAAGGUAAUUGCCGACGGCCAAGAGAAGCUUACUCCAUGUUCACCGGGUGACAAUGGGGCAAUGGAAAUGACAUGGGUGGACAUCGAAUCCGACAAACUCCUGGAACCACCGCUUUUACUGAGAGAUUUCGUCAAAGCCUUGAAAUCUUCUCGGCCCACAGUAAGUGAAGAAGACUUAAAGAAGAAUAACGAAUGGACGGCGGAGUUUGGCAGUGAGGGAUCAUGA